UUAGUCCCAGAUAACUUGAAUAAUGGCAUCAAGAUAAUCCUGAAUUUGAAUUAAAUGAAUGUAAUUUAUUAUUACAUUUACUUAAUUCGAAAUUUAUUAGAUAGUAUCACACAUUUUUCAUUUAUGAAUGCACACUUUGUGGAACAAAAGCUAAUAGCCUGAUGUAGCUAAAAUUAAAAUGAUCUACGACCCUCAUGGUCUGAGUUCAUUUCUAAAAUUUAGAUUUUAAAAAUGUUACAUGGAUUGUCUUCUUGCUCACAGUAACUGGAAAUCAAACAACUUUCCAGAGCAUACAGACCGUGUCUCCUGCCUCAAGCCCUUCACAAACGCAAUGGUUGGCCUUACAACUCCCAACACAGACGGUCCCUCUCCUCUCUCCUUGUCUACAAGUCUGAAUCAAACGAAUCGAGCCUUCUGUUUCUGCUGCUGCUGAUUGCUUAUCCUGAACCUUCGGGAGCUGGUCACAGCUUUCCUCAUCUCAGUGGACCAUGCACCAGUCCAUUUCCUUAAGUUUUCACGCUGUGCCACAUAUAGGCUACUUCCCUGCGUCCCGGCAGAUUGCGGUGGAGGAGCAUAAAAGAUGAGCUGCCUCCAUGUGGCGCAGGAGGAGAGACGGGAGUCCUCGCUCGGACGCUUCCUUUGUGCGGCUGCAAAGAAACCCAUUUAGUCCCAGGCGGUGGUCUAUUCACCAGGCUCACCCUGACAUCUGCCAAGAGCCCUCUCUAACCAGCACUGUCUGGAGAAGUAAGAGCGCAGAUCAAUGACUGUCCUGUUAAUUGUAUAAUAGACCUACUUAUGGACCACUGCUAAAGGGGCACAAUCGUUUAGGGUCUACCACGUCUGAUUUUGUUUGAACCAAACAGGCCUAAAUACCUUUAAUUGCGCCCGUGCUGAUGAAAAGUCGAUGUGAGUUAAAGCGGCCGAUCACUAACAGAGCUUAAAUCCAUCUGUACUCGUUUAUUUAUUUAUUUCCUCGAUUUGUUUCCACAAAUCACCUGCCAUGGGGGAAUGGGAGCGAUAUUCGUUUUGUUUGUGAUCCAAGGACGGGGAGGGAAGUGGGGCUCUGAGGUGCUGAGAAGAGGCCUGGCAUUAUAAGGCUUCCCAUCGCCUACAUUUUUUUUCUUUGAUGACCAAAGCCCACACUGUGAACUGUACAGAACACACCCAACCUACUAUUCUUCUCAAUAGUAAAACCAUUUAAAAAAAAAAAAUACACAAAGACUGUUUAAAUUGAAGGAUUAUUUCGUCAAUUUGGGAAAUGAAUCCCCCCCUUUCUGAAACAGGGUUACUCUUUGUAAACAGGUUUAUUGACGUUUGAAAACAGAGAUUUGGAUAUGGAUAAUUAUUUAAUGAUGAUACAUUUUCUGGCUCAAAUAGACAUAAGCUCCCCGAGCAAAAUAAAACAAGCCUUUGCAUGAGCUCACCUCCGGUAUUUUACAUGUGUAUCUCUCCGAACGGGAGUCCUGUCAUGGCACAGGCUAUAUGAGAUUAAACAAACACAUUAAGAUGUUUAACGUGGAAUAAUUUGAGCAUGAAAAGCUAAUAAAUCAGAGGACGGAAUGGCAGAGGAUUGAAUUGAAUUGUAGUGGUUUCGUGCGCGUUUGGGUCUGUGCGCGCGCGUGCCUGCGUGCGUGCGUGCGUAUUUGUGGAGAGGGAGAGAGAGAGAAGAGAAAAAAAGGAAAAAAAAGAGGGAGGGAGUCACGUCGCUGACAUUUCCAAGCUCCCGCUCUGAUUGGCUCUUAUUUGAGGAAGCUCACGGGUUCUUUCAACUAAUAAGCGCCUCCCCAUCGCUCUAAAGUACAUUAUAAUGCAAGGGACCUCCUUUUUUAACCACAAACCGAAUUUUCGUUCAUUUAGACGAUAUAUACUUUUUAAAUUGUUCCAAAGUUGUAGGAUUUUUUUGGAGCGCAUUUCGCCCUGGAGCGGUACGCGAUGCUCUCUCACGCCGACCUCCUGGAUGCUCGGCUCGGGAUGAAGGAUGCUGCAGAGUUACUCGGACACCGAGAGGCUCUCAAGUGCCGGCUGGGAGGUGGGGUGCCAGACCAGGGGCAUCCGGGAGACAUGGCCCCUGGUUCAGACUCAGUAGAGGGGACCACCCUCCUGCCGGGCGAAGACAUCGCCACUGUGGGAUCCAACUCCGCCGGCAUGCCCGUGAACGGGAAGGAGCAGGAGAAGCAGCAGCAGCAACCGCAGCAGAGCUCCGGUCAGUCCGCCAGCCAGCAGAAACAGAAACGGCACCGGACGCGCUUCACCCCGGCGCAGCUCAACGAGCUGGAGCGCAGCUUCGCCAAAACCCACUACCCUGACAUCUUCAUGAGGGAAGAACUGGCGCUGAGGAUCGGCCUCACUGAGUCCAGAGUUCAGGUUUGGUUUCAGAACAGACGCGCUAAGUGGAAGAAAAGGAAGAAGACCACCAAUGUUUUCCGCGCCCCGGGGACGCUGCUCCCAACACCGGGCCUGCCACAGUUCUCUGCCGCGGCCGCCAUGGAGAACAGCCUGUGCUCUUUCCACGCCAACGACUCUCGCUGGGCCACGGGGAUGCCGGGGGUCUCCCAGCUGCAGCUGCCGCCCGCCCUGGGUCGCCAGCCGGGCAUGGCACAGUCUCUGUCACAGUGCAGCCUGGGCCCGGGCCCGCCACCAAACUCCAUGGGUCUCUCCAACGGCCUGUCAUCCAACGGCUCCGGUCUGCAGUCCCACCUCUACCAGACGCCUUUCCCCGGAAUGUCGGCCUCUCUCUCCGGCCCCACGAACGUAUCGGGCUCCCCGCAGCUGUGUAGUUCCCCGGACAGUGACAUGUGGAGAGGGACAAGCAUCGCGUCACUGCGGCGCAAAGCGCUGGAGCACACAGUGUCCAUGAGUUUCACUUAGUGACUUUUUCCAAAAACAACCUGCCACUGCACCCCCUCUCCUCCUAAGUCCCCCCUCCCAGCCCCAUCCUGCGGCUCUUUUUUCUGUUUUUAUUUUCUGCUAUUUAGAUCAACACGAGAGAACGAGCGAGCUAAUCAGGCCUGAAAUGUGAGAAAAUGGAGACUGUGUGUCACUUCAUCUAGACAUAAUGACAAAAAGAAAAGGACAACACUGAUGGACAAAUGGAGGAAAAAAAUAAUAACUUGGGUUUGGGGUUAUUUAUCUUGUUAAUUCAAAAGGAUUUUAUCGACUAUUGAUGAUAAAUACUAUUGUAAUGAUCUCUAGACUAUAGGCCCUAAUUACUGAGAGCCAAACAAUCGUCGUAUUUACGUUUUCAUUGAGUGUGUCUUUACGCACACAUGUUAAUGUGUUCAGGUGAAGUUGUGUUAUGUCAAACGGUUAUUUAUAAGAUUGGGUAUACAUUUUGGUAACAGCCUACCACACACGCACCAUACUGUAGGUGGGCCUAUUGAACUGAGUCUCAGGCAUGCACCGUGCAUGUGGAUUUAAACGCUUGGAUAAUUUAAGGAGAAAAUGGUUCCCACUCAGAUCGAACAGGUACUUUUCGAGGCGACCUCUGUCUCGUCUGCAUGAGACGGGAGCACAAAUCUAAAGAGGAGAAGAAAAAAAAUACAAUGAUCUCUCAGUAGGCCUACUCUGUUUUAGGAUGUUUUGUGUAGAUAAAACAUUCUUGCUAUGUACCCGCUGGUCUUUUUUGUGACAUGUUUUAACUUAUUGUAUGUGCUAUUACUUGACACAUUUCUUAAAUGUUUGAUCUUACAUCGCAAUGCACCACAUUGACGGGUUUGUACCAAUUUAAAAAUGACAAACAAAUAAAAGUAAUUUUCAAGAAUGUCAAAACAAGAAUGAUUCGUGUCUCCAUUAAA
Lates calcarifer (barramundi perch) is the source of this 3794-nucleotide messenger RNA. Its product is annotated as homeobox protein orthopedia B-like. The record is from RefSeq and is a predicted model, not a curated record. Gene Ontology annotation, molecular function: DNA-binding transcription factor activity, RNA polymerase II-specific; DNA binding. NCBI's taxonomy places the organism in Eukaryota, Metazoa, Chordata, Actinopteri, Centropomidae. Gene Ontology annotation, biological process: neuron differentiation; regulation of DNA-templated transcription.